This is a messenger RNA of Microbotryum saponariae, 2671 nucleotides long. The record is from the annotation of a GenBank genome assembly. NCBI's taxonomy places the organism in Eukaryota, Fungi, Basidiomycota, Microbotryomycetes, Microbotryales, Microbotryaceae.
AUGGCCGUGCUCGACCUUUCGACUGGCGACUCGACCUCCGCCUCCGCCUCGAGGAGGACGGGUUGCCGAGCGGACGACGACUGCGCUCCCUGCGCUCCAGCUUCCCCGUCGACGCUGACCUCGUGCCUUCCGAGUCGUCGAACCGCACCGUGGCCUCCCCCGAUCCCUUCCACCUCGACUUGUGACCCGGUUCCUGUUCAGCACGAAAACACGAACCCGAUCAGGAGAGGUUCGGCGGGAACGGGGUCGGUUAAAUCGACGACGAGUUCCAACGGCAAGGGUAAAGCCGCCUUACGAUCCGGUAAAUCCAAACCCACUCGACGACCGAAAACCUCUUUGAAGAGUGUGCCCUCACGCACCGAGCACACUGGCGACGAAGCGCACGAUCAUCAUUCGGCUGACCUCCUCGACGCCGCUGCUGCGAUCGAGCGUCCCGACCCUUCUUCCGUUCAUCGGACCACACCGACGAACCACCACCCCGCCCCCGCCGAUGCGUCGAUCAAGACCUGUCAGGCUAUAGAUCGAUGGCAGGAACAGUGUACAGAGGUCGUCGUAGGCGGCCACAAGGGCAAGGUCAAUCGCGACUGGUGCCACGUCCACGAGAUCGAACAGGCCCAAGUCAAGCACGAGUUCAUCCGUGCGUGCGAAACGCUGCCGUACUGACCCUUUUCAAAACCGUGCAUCUGACACCCCGGAACCCCCCUUUUUUCUUUGCGAAUGACCAGGAUGCAUCGCCGCUUUACCCGCCGCUGCGAAACAAGUCCCCUUGCCCGACGCGAGCGACAUCACCAGCUGCGACGACCUCGACGACCUCGAAGCCUGGGAAAAGGUCGCUCGCCAACUCGCGGCCCUCUCCGACAAGGCCCUGGCAUGUCGAGAGUACUAUGCCGUUCAUUUCGCCGCUUCCGGCCUCGAUCUGGCCAGUCUGAUGGGCAGGAUGAGUCUGGAGGAAUUGGCGCUCAGAUCGAGGGCCGCGGACGGCGUCAUGCGCUUGGUCACCAGGCGCAGUCAUCUCUUGAUCUUGACCAGUGAGGACGCGUUGUGGCUUUUGGAACCUCAAUCCCAUUCGCCGAAUGCACCGACCACUCUACCGAACGGGGAACCCGCACCCCCCGUACCCAACUGCCUGUCCGGAUCGACGCCCAACUCGACUUCGCUCCCGCUGCGACCGCCCUGCGCACCCUCGCUCCAAACCGAAGCCGAAGAACCGGACCCGAUCGUCGCUCUCGAAAGGGUCAAACGAGCCGAACUACUCGAACUCUUAUCGCUCACCGGUUCCCACGCCUCCUUCAUCAAGAACUCGACCAAGUCCGUCCAAAGGGUCCGCGUCAUCGAAUGCCUGUUCAGGCGAUUGAUCUCCCGGGACGAAGAACUCUUGGUCAAGGCCUAUCGAGGCGGUCACGAUCACGUCCUUCGCUUCUUCGAAGACGUCACCUGUUGUUCGCUCGCGGCCUUGACGAGGUUACACGCCGCUUUACAACAGACCUCUUCACUCUCACUCAAGGAAGCGAUCAUGGAUGCCUUUCGCGCGAUCGCCUGGGAAGAAUCAGGAGCGGGGGAAACCGAACCGGGUGAAGAAGGACUCGGUCUACAACUACUGGGUGGAUGGUCUUACAAGAUCCAACUUGCGAGGUCCAUGUCGCCCGUCGAAUGGUCCCACUUGUACGACCUCUGCGGAUGCCCCGGAUGCGCAUUGAGGUGUUGCGUUCGGUUUUCGGAUUGGACCUACAUUCGUAGACUAUCGAUCGUGUCCCCUUCUACGAACCCAACUUCGACACCGCCUUUCGAACAUUGGGCCGAUUCGAAUAACGAGACCGACGCGUCCAAGAUCUUUAAAGCUCUCUCGGUCGUCAAAUGCGCCGAAUCGGGUCCGGGCGCUAGCGAACCCGAGAUUCGUCGAGUCGCGGGUGGGUUCGUCGGUCCUAAAGGGAAGGGGAUGUGGUUGGAACGAAUCGAGAGGAAUUGGAUCAUGAUCAAGUUGGGUUUCGGCGAUACGAAAGCCGAUGCUAGACAAUCCCUUCGCUUGAUCGAUGCCGUACAAGCGAGGCAUCCGUUGAUCAUCAGGAUCUUCCCCGAUGGAUUGUUCGGUGGUGAGAGGUACCCGACCCCACCGCCGAAUCAACUUUGGUAUUCGAGGUACAGGUCCGCCAGUUCGAAAGCUUUGUUGAGGCAUCAACCUUGGGCGAUCGACCAAAACGCUUUCGGUAAGGACAAUGCCACUCCGUUGAUCACGUUCGAUAGGUUGGAUUCACCCGAAAAGGCGCAAGGGAUGGCCAGUUUCAAGUACACGUUCGAGGUCGUCGUACUGGACGGACAUGGACGCGAUGGACCCGGUUCGGGUAGGACGGCGAACGAGAAUCAGAAUCGUUCGUUCGAACAGUUCGAGGCUGAACUGGGGCAAUUGUUUUGUGAAGCUUUGGGCGUCGAAGACGUCAAGGGCGCUAUUCGGUAUGCGAGGGAAAGGGGAAUCGAAAGAGGUGACUUUGUCGACUGGGGAAUGAGUGCGGCUCAACUUGCCGCGAUGGAGGAAAUGGGCGCGGGGGCGAACGCGGCGAAUUUGGCGAUGGUCAAGAAGAAGGCCAAGGGUGGAGGCAACGGAGGCAACGCCGCGUUGGAGAAUCUGAGGGACGAUGCGUUGGCGCUCAAGUUGAGUCGGAAUUUGUUUAGGUGA